AUGACUAUUAUUAAGCACAUAGUCUUCCUCAGAGCAGUCGCAAUACGGGCUGUUAGUGGAAUCCUUAAGAUGAAGAGGAUACAUACGACUACCUCCCUGGGAAAAGAUACUUCAUCUGCAAAGACUACGAGAAUGGCGGGUUACAUUUCAUACAACCAUGGGUUAUGGGGGUGCAACAAGAGAUUGAGAGGCUCAAAGUACGGGUUCACGACCAUGAAAACCUUCUCAGAGUGCCAGGAACUUAAGGUGCAGGUGAGGAUGCUGGCUAUGCGUGUGUUCUGA
Molecule: messenger RNA, 282 nt
Organism: Eruca vesicaria subsp. sativa (arugula)
Lineage: Eukaryota; Viridiplantae; Streptophyta; Magnoliopsida; Brassicales; Brassicaceae
Source: the annotation of a GenBank genome assembly